UUGUGCAGGAAACAAUCAAUAAAGUAACAAGACCAAAAUAACAUGAUAGGAAAAUCGCGGGAGGCAAUUGUUCAAUUACUGACUACAUUGUACUACUAUUCUAACACUUAGAACACCGUAAGAGGUCUUGACAAACGUGAUACAAAUAUAGAGAGCAAAAAUAUCUUCUGUAUACAAUGUCUGUUAGUGAAAUGGAAGAUGUUUCUUCAAUAAGAUUGACAUUUCAACAUUUUUCAUGGAUAGAUUAUACAGUUUUUGUGAUAAUGUUGGCUGUGUGUGGUGGGAUUGGAGUUUAUUUUGGGUUUAUCAAGAAACAGAGUUCACCGCAGGAAUAUUUAAUGGGCGGAAGGAAUAUGAAACUAAUUCCAGUUUGCUUUUCAUUAGUAGCCAGUUAUAUUUCAGGUAUAUCAUUAUUAGGAACACCGACGGAGCUUUACAUAUACGGGACUGCUUACGUUUUUACAUUAAUAGGAGCUUGGAUUAUGUCCAUCGUAAUUACAACAACAUUUAUACCUGUAUUUCAUGAAUUGCAACUCACGUCUGCUUAUGAGUAUUUGGAGCUUCGUUACGAUAAACGUUUAAGGGUUUUCGGAUCUGUUUUAUUCAGCGUUUAUUUGAUGGCUUGGUUGCCUAUCGUUAUCUAUGUACCAGCACUGGCCUUUAAUCAAGUUACUGGAGUCAAUAUACACAUUGUUUCACCAAUUGUGUGUUUGGUCUGUAUAUUUUACACAUGUGUGGGAGGCUUAAAAGCAGUUGUUUGGACAGACGUGAUUCAAACAAUUAUUAUGAUUGGCGCGAUGAUUUUAGUGAUAAUCAAGGGUACUAUAAUUGUAGGCGGGUUUCAAGAAGUUUUAGAUAAAAAUUGGAAAUCCUCUAGAUUGCAGUUUCCAAGUUUUAAUUUUGACUUCACCGAAAGACAUUCAAUUUGGUCUGUAUCUAUUGGAUCAACGUUUUACAACAUUGGGAGUAUAGCAGUUAAUCAAUCCAUGAUGCAAAGAUUUCUAGCAUUAUCAGAUUUAAAAAUGUCCAAACGGGCAGUGUGGGGAUUCCUUUGUGGAAUAUUUUCCAUUGUAUUCAUUUGUGGGUAUAGUGGAUUGUUGGCCUAUGCUAGAUACCAUGACUGCGAUCCUUUAAAUUCUAAGCUAGCAUUGGCGAAGGAUCAGCUCCUGCCGGUUUUAGUUAUGGACGUUUUAGGUGACUGGCAAGGAAUGCCUGGCAUAUUUGUAGCAGGAGUAUUUAGCGCUGCUUUAAGCUCCUUGUCUACUGGCUUAAAUUCUAUGGCUGCGGUCGUGUUGGAGGAUUUUUGGAAACCUUUUUUUAGAAAACUCAGCCAUAGAGAAACACAAAUUCUCAUAAGAGCUGUAGUUGUUAUACUUGGCUGCAUUUGUGUUGGAUUGGUUUUCGUGGUGGAAAAACUUGGUUCUGUACUACAAUUAACAAUGAGCUUGUCGUCGGCGUCAAUGGGACCGCUUGUGGGAAUAUUUUUGAUGGGAUUAUUUUUACCGUUCAUUGAUGGUGCUAGUGCACUGACUGGUGGAGUUCUAGGCUUAAUAUCAGCGUGGUGGGUGGCGGCACAAUCUCAACUGGCGCAGGCUAGGGGACACCUUACAUUUGAAGAAAAAGUUCGAUACACAACCAACUGUACUUACACGUUUCCAUCACCAGUGGAGAAGGAGCCCGUUGAGUUCGAGGUUCCGUUUUUAUAUCGGAUCUCAUACCUAUGGUUUACGGCAUUUGGGUGUACGAUAACUGUCGUGGUAGCCUGUCUCGUCAGCUUGAAGUCUUCGGUAAGGAAGCAACAGGAUCAAAGGCUUUUCGCGCCGUUUCUCAAAGCUUGGGUGAUGACCAGAAAUGAGGUGGAACAAAUGGAUUUAAAAAGUACAUCUAGAUGACACGCAUAAAACAAGGGAAUUGUACGUGACUGUACUCGCACACCUAUAUCCAAUGCUCAAUCUUGCAGGAUUUAUAUAAAAUGUCUUAAUACGGUAAAUGACAGUUUAAAUAAAUAAUUGA
This is a messenger RNA of Bicyclus anynana (squinting bush brown), 2013 nucleotides long. Its product is annotated as sodium-coupled monocarboxylate transporter 1-like. The record is from RefSeq and is a predicted model, not a curated record. Bases 177 to 1892 code for a protein of 571 amino acids. Gene Ontology annotation, molecular function: symporter activity. Gene Ontology annotation, biological process: sodium ion transport; transmembrane transport. The transcript is spliced from 13 exons. NCBI's taxonomy places the organism in Eukaryota, Metazoa, Arthropoda, Insecta, Lepidoptera, Nymphalidae. Gene Ontology annotation, cellular component: membrane.